AUGAUAGACGACCCGUUGACGAAAGGAUCUGACCCUAGCUCAAAAGUCGUGGGUCGAGCUCAAGGGAUGUAUGGAUUUUCAGGUCAAGAUGAUCUAUCUUUAAUAGCAGUGGUAAGUUAUGUUUUCACUGAUGAGAAGCUUAAAAACGGGAGCAGUCUCGGUGUUGUUUCCAGUAACCCGAUACUAAUAAACCGCGUUCGAGAAUUAGCGGUUGUUGGGGGAACUGGGUCAUUUUGCUUUGCUAGUGAAUUUGCACAAAUUAAGACCCUUUUCUUCAAUCUUACAACUGGAGAUACCAUUGUCGAAUAUAAUAAAUUACUUGUAGCAACUCCUGUGGUAUGGAUCUAUAAUGAUGCACAAACAGAGGAGUAUACACAAAUGUAA
This is a messenger RNA of Papaver somniferum (opium poppy), 384 nucleotides long. Its product is annotated as dirigent protein 21-like. The record is from RefSeq and is a predicted model, not a curated record. Bases 1 to 384 code for a protein of 127 amino acids. NCBI's taxonomy places the organism in Eukaryota, Viridiplantae, Streptophyta, Magnoliopsida, Ranunculales, Papaveraceae. The transcript is spliced from 2 exons.